AUGAGUACCCUCAGCUGGAACUGCCGUGGCUUGGGUAAUCCACGGACAGUUCAGGAACUUGUGGACAUGGUAUCCCGUAAGCAACCCGACUUUGUAUUUCUGAUGGAGACUAAAGUUGCACGUGAUCAUGCAGAGCGUUUUCGAGUUAAGAUUGGUUAUGAGGGGCUUUUCUAUGUUGAUAGUGAUGGUUUAAGCGGUGGUAUAGCGUUAUUGUGGAAAAGGAAUAGUACGGCCCGGCUGCUAAGUUACUCAACGAACUAUGUUGAUGUUGUGGUAACUAUUGCUGGUUUUCCGGAAUGGCGAAUGACAGGUUAUUAUGGUUACCCUGAACGAACAAGGCGCACUGAGUCAUGGGAUCUCUUGAGAACGUUAUCGGGUCGGUCAAACCUCCUAUGGGUUGUCAUUGGAGAUUUUAAUGAUUUACUAUAUCAGAAUGAGAAGAGAGGGGGGAAUCCGCAUCCGAAUAGCCUUCUACAUUAUUUUGGGGAGGCUAUUGAGGACUGUGGGCUUGCUCAAUUGCCUAUGAAUGGAUAUCCGUACACAUGGGAGAAGGGGAAGGGGACUGAAAACUGGAUGGAGGAGAAGCUCGAUAAGGUACUGGUAACGAAUGAGUGGCGGGGUAUAGUGACAGGGGCCAAGGUGAUGAAUCUGAGAACCCGGAAAUCUGAUCAUUCGGCUCUCUUUCUGGGGAUCCAUGAGUCUGUUGGGAGAAUGGGACCUGGUAGGAGGGGAUUCCGUUUUGAGAUGGCAUGA
Messenger RNA from Ipomoea nil (Japanese morning glory), 753 nucleotides. RefSeq lists its product as uncharacterized. The transcript has a single exon. NCBI's taxonomy places the organism in Eukaryota, Viridiplantae, Streptophyta, Magnoliopsida, Solanales, Convolvulaceae. Bases 1 to 753 code for a protein of 250 amino acids. The record is from RefSeq and is a predicted model, not a curated record. Gene Ontology annotation, molecular function: catalytic activity.